UCCCCACAUUCACACUGAUUCUUUUCCCCACUUUCACAACAGCAACAAGUGAACACUCAAACACCCCAAAACACAAUCACACAGAAAAAAACACCUAGUGUAACAACCUCCUCUUGAACACAAUUUUUUGUUCUUCCUCAGAGAACUUUCAUCAAACAGCUUCUGUUCAUUGAAGAACUAUAUCUUUGUUUGCACUUGCAGAAACAACCUAUCAUGGUUAAGUCAGAGCACAACAAGAUCAAAACAGGACAAAAAUCAAAGCCAGUUUCAUCAUCUUUAUCCUCAUCAUCAUCAGCAUCAUCAGAAAGCAUGAAGAAGAAGUACAAAGGAGUCAGAAUGAGAACAUGGGGUUCAUUUGUUUCAGAGAUUAGAGCACCAAAUCAGAAAACAAGGAUAUGGCUAGGAUCUUACUCAACACCAGAAGCAGCAGCAAGAGCCUAUGAUGCUGCACUUCUAUGUCUCAAAGGGUCCUCAGCAAGUUUCAAUUUCCCUUCAAGUUCUUCACUUUUCAUUCCUCAAGACACUGCCAUGUCCCCAAAAUCAAUCCAAAGAGUUGCUGCAGCUGCUGCAAAUAGCUUCAUUGACAACAAUGCCAGCACCACCACUUCAACUCCUCCUCCUCCUCCUUCAACCUCAUCAUCAUUGGUCUCUUCCCCAUCAAUGGAUGAUGUCUCACUUGAAUCAUCUUUUGAAUCAAUGGCUAUGAUGGAACCUUGGUACAGCCUGGAUGAUCUGCAAUCCACUAAGUAUGUUGAUCAGAUGCUAAGUGCUUCUUCUUUCUAUGAUAUUGAUUCAACCCACCACCUGUUUAAUGAUGUGUAUGAAGAGAGUGACAUUCGUUUGUGGAACUUUUGCUGAGAGGGGUUCAAGCCAAAUCAAUUUUUUUUUUUCUUAUCAGAAAUUCAAUUUGUUUGUCUUCCAGUGGUAGAACAACUUGAAGAUAUUACUGACCGUGACUGAAUUCAAUUUGUAUUAGUAUACACUGUGCCAAUGUAAUGCAUAUUAGAUGAAAUUCAUGUAGGAAUUAAACAAAAAUUUUGCCCCUUUAAAGGGGAUUCUACCUGUUUGGUAUUAUGCAUCAUUGAUGUAAAGCUUGUUAUAUCAAUAUCAUGAAGGGUUUUCCAA
Messenger RNA from Lotus japonicus, 1125 nucleotides. RefSeq names its product ethylene-responsive transcription factor ERF014. Gene Ontology annotation, biological process: regulation of DNA-templated transcription. The transcript has a single exon. The record is from RefSeq and is a predicted model, not a curated record. Lineage: Eukaryota; Viridiplantae; Streptophyta; Magnoliopsida; Fabales; Fabaceae. Bases 214 to 858 code for a protein of 214 amino acids. Gene Ontology annotation, molecular function: DNA-binding transcription factor activity; DNA binding.